Molecule: messenger RNA, 528 nt
Organism: Pseudozyma flocculosa PF-1
Lineage: Eukaryota; Fungi; Basidiomycota; Ustilaginomycetes; Ustilaginales; Ustilaginaceae
Exons: 3
Coding region: 1-528 (175 amino acids)
Cellular component (GO): signal peptidase complex; membrane
Molecular function (GO): serine-type endopeptidase activity
Source: RefSeq, a predicted model, not a curated record
AUGUUCGAUCUAUCCCAAACCUUCCGCACCCUCUCGGUCCGCGCCACGCUAUGGCAGGCCCUCAACUUCCUCACCGUCAUCUCGACGGCCCUCGCAAUGUGGAAGGGCCUCUCGGUCAUCACAAACACCGAGUCGCCCGUCGUCGUCGUCCUCUCGGGCUCCAUGGAACCGGCAUUCUACCGCGGCGACCUUCUCUUCCUGUCCAUGCCAGAUGGCAAACUCCAGGUCGGCGACAUCCCCGUCUUCAAGGUGCCUGGCGCCGACAUCCCCAUUGUCCACCGCGUCCUCGAGACCCAUGAUACCCCCGACGGCGACCAGCUCCUCCUCACAAAGGGCGACAACAACGACGCAGACGAUAUUGCCCUCUACAACGGCGCACGGUGGAUGAAGAGAAAAAACGUCGUCGGAAGGGUCAAGGGGUACAUGCCCUACGUCGGCUACGUCACCAUCGCCCUCAACGACUACCCCAAGCUCAAGUACCUCCUCCUCGGCGGCAUGGGCCUCUCGAUCCUCUUCCAGAAAGAAUAG